AGUAUGCUUGCGACGCAAAGCCCAGGAAUGGCUGCCAGGCUGCUGUUUACAGUGUUGUAUAAAUAGAAUUGAGGCCACGCACCCCCCUCCCCAUUGACUAUACAAGAAACGCAGUCAUCUUCAGUCUAUCAAGCUCAUGUGGAGCCAGACGCUUGUCUGCUGGAUUUUGAGCAGUGCAGUCGGGCCGUAUAAACAGCAGUGAGGGCUUUUGGUGUAAACAAGUUGCAGAGCAUCUCAGAAAACAGCUUCUCCAUGUUUAAGAUCAGGCAGAGAGGAACAGAGACGGGUGAUAGUCACAGGGGAUUGCCAUAGUCUGGCAUUUACUAAGCAACUUAUGCAGGGCAACAUAGAUAAAAACACCAGACAGCUUCAGUGACUCUUUUAAAGCAUUUUUUGAAGAGAAUGAUAUGAGGAAACAUUUUCCUGAAGGGACACAAGCUCUGUCAAAGUGGAAGUGUUGCUGAGCUGGUUAACCAGCCAAGGUUGGUGCUUUGAUAUGUUUCGUGUGUACGUGGACCGACUUACAAUAUCCUGAGUGCAAAAGUGAACUGUGUUCUUGAAUUAAUUGUUCUUGAAUGUGAGGCUAAGAAGGAAAAUCGAAAGAUACAGAUUUGUGAGGCGGUUCAAACAGUGUCAACCGAGAGCUGGUCAUAUUUAUGUUUUGAACUUGAAUGAUAAUAUUAUACUAUAUUUGAGUGAGUGAUGAAGGGAGGUGACGAUGAUGAUGAUGACGUGUGGAAUGCAUCAGCAGUUAUUCUGGAUAUUGACUCAGGGUCUUGGGCCGACCGCUCUGCUCUUCAUGAUGCUGCCAGCCAAGGACGACUGCUGGCUCUCAAGACCCUCAUUGCACAGGGCCACAGCGUGAAUGUGCUGACAAUAGACCACAUUAGCCCUCUUCAUGAGGCGUGCAUAGGGAGCCAUGUUGCCUGUGCCAGAGCCCUGAUAGAUGCCGGAGCCAACGUUAAUGUGACAACUAUAGAUGGAGUGACUCCAUUGUUUAAUUCCUGCUCAGCUGGCAGUUUGGAAUGUCUAGAGCUGCUCUUGCAGACUGACGCCAGACCACAGGCCCUGGCUGUAUGCCAGCCUUCACCCAUCCAUGAGACAGUCAGCAGGGGCCACAGUAAGUGUGUGGAGGCACUGAUUGCGUGGGCUGUUGAUGUGGACUAUGAAAUCCCUCACAUGGGCACUCCUCUCUAUAGUGCUUGUCGAUGUAUGGAGUUCUUUUGUGCCCGCAAGCUGCUUGAUGGAGGUGCAAAUGUGCAGAGAGGUACAAAUUUGGAGACUCCUCUUCAUGCAGCAGCCCAGAAAGACUGUAUAAGCAUAGUGAAGCUCCUGCUGGAAUUUGGGGCAGACGUAAAUGCAUGCAACCUGGAGUAUAAGCGUCCCGUAGAGGUUGCUCCUCCUGGGAGCCUUACAGAGGGAUUCCUAUUGAUUUAUGAAGCGACACCCCGUUCUCUGCGUCAACUGUGCCGUCAGCAAAUCAGGGAGAGUUUGGGACGUUCCCGACUACAUCUUCUAUCACAUUUGCCCCUCCCCAAAGCUAUGAAGAACUUUCUACAAUAUAGAUAACAUCAUUAUGUUUGCUG
This is a messenger RNA of Sinocyclocheilus rhinocerous, 1586 nucleotides long. RefSeq names its product ankyrin repeat and SOCS box protein 5-like. The record is from RefSeq and is a predicted model, not a curated record. NCBI's taxonomy places the organism in Eukaryota, Metazoa, Chordata, Actinopteri, Cypriniformes, Cyprinidae. The transcript has 7 exons. Gene Ontology annotation, biological process: positive regulation of protein catabolic process; protein ubiquitination; intracellular signal transduction. Gene Ontology annotation, molecular function: protein binding. The coding region runs from base 703 to 1569 and encodes 288 amino acids.